Lutzomyia longipalpis is the source of this 1185-nucleotide messenger RNA. Its product is annotated as cytochrome P450 4c21-like. Bases 40 to 1023 code for a protein of 327 amino acids. NCBI's taxonomy places the organism in Eukaryota, Metazoa, Arthropoda, Insecta, Diptera, Psychodidae. The transcript has 6 exons. The record is from RefSeq and is a predicted model, not a curated record. Gene Ontology annotation, molecular function: oxidoreductase activity, acting on paired donors, with incorporation or reduction of molecular oxygen; heme binding; iron ion binding.
CUAUAAUUUCAAAUUAAUUUUCUUUUUUAUAUAUUUUUUAUGUGGAAAAUGGAAGUUACAAUAAUGAAUAGGGAGUUGAACACACAUAAGAAUGAGAAUUUUCAAUUUUUGGAGUGGUCAGACAAAAUAGCUGCAAUAAUUUCCAAACGAAUACUAAAUCCUCUCCUUCAUUGGGAACCAAUCUAUCGGCUAACAUCUCUCUAUGAGGAAGAGAAGAAAGGCAUGAAGGUUCUCUUGGAUUUUGCAACGCAGAUUUUAGAAGACAGAAAAGUAUAUUGGAAAGAACACGCUGAAGAACUUAAAAAGAUCGAUGCUGAAGAUGAUGAAGUUCCGAAGGUUCCGCUGUUCUUUGUGGAUCAGCUCAUGAAACUUUUCAUCGUUGAUAAGAAAUUAAAGGAAGAAGAAGUUAUUGGACACAGUCGAACAAUUCUUGUUGGGGGCUACGACACGACAGGAACUACAAGUGCUUAUCUUAUCCUUAUGUUGGCAAUGUAUCCUGAAUGGCAGACUAAAAUUUAUGAAGAGAUCAAAACUAUCUUACCUGACAAAAACCAAGAUAUUCAGUAUGAGGAUCUUAAUAAAUUCGAUUAUCUUGAUAGAUUUAUCAAGGAGACUCUUCGGCUAUUUCCCUUAGUUCCUUUUAUGGGAAGACAAGUUACAGAGACCAUGAAAUUAGGCAAAUACACCAUCCCACCAGAAGCCACAAUUAUUUGCCCGAUAUUAUAUUUGCACCGAGACGAAGAAAUUUGGGGUCCAACCGCUAACGAAUUCGAUCCAGAUCGAUUUCUUCCUGAGAAUAUGGAGAAAAUACAUCCCUAUGCCUACAUUCCCUUCAGCGGAGGACUACGGAACUGUAUUGGUCUUAAAUAUGCAAAUGCUUUCCUUAGAAUAUUCCUAAUUCACGUUGUGAGAAACCUCAAAUUUCGCACAGACUUGAAAAUGAAGGAUCUUAUUUUUGAUUUAAAGUUCUUGUUAAAUAUUCUAAAUAAACACAUGGUUUAUGUAGAAAAAUGGAAUGACUGAGGUUGCUAAAAUGUAAUUAAAAAAUCAUAAAAUAUUUGUUUUUGUUAUAUAAAAUUGUAUUUAUACAAAAAAAAUUAAAUAGGAUUUAAUUUAAAAUGUAAAAUCUAUACUCACAAAAGUUUUUAUAUUUUUAUAAUAAAAAUAAAUGAUUUAUUUUUUGAA